Molecule: messenger RNA, 429 nt
Organism: Plasmodium cynomolgi strain B
Lineage: Eukaryota; Apicomplexa; Aconoidasida; Haemosporida; Plasmodiidae
Exons: 2
Coding region: 1-429 (142 amino acids)
Source: RefSeq, a predicted model, not a curated record
AUGACACGUGGAAUAAGAGGCGUUAACUCCUUCCUUAAGGCAGCAGGAAAUAAGAAUUCUAACAACUGCUCCGGACGUUUAAUGGAGCAAGAAAGAAAGCAAAGUAGAGGUUUCGCCAGAGUUGCAACCUCUAAGGUUUUUGUUUUGUUCGUUAUUUCUCUAGUCUGCUUCUUUUUCAAGAACACCCUCAUCGUCCCAAAUGAAAAGGCAGUUAAUGUAUUGCAAAGGCACAAUGGUUUUUCAAGAAGCUUGGGUGAGUCUUCCUUGAGAGGCUCAACGAACGAUAAUUCCGCAGACGCUUUUGCCUCUGAAAAAAAGGAGAAGAAUUACUUCCAAAGAAAAGACGAAAAUUAUGAUAAAGUUGUAAGAGAAUUAAAUGAUAAAUUCAAGAACGAGUACCAACACAGCGAAUCCGAAAACGACGAAUGA